UGCAGCAACAGCAGCAACAACACCUGCAGCAACAGCAGCAACAACACCUGCAACAACUGCAACAACAGCUGCUCCAACUGCAACAACGACAAAAGCAUCAACUACUGUGACAACAUCAACAACAACAUCUGCUCCUGCAUCAACAACAGCAACAACAACACCUACUCCGACAACGACGACAGCAAGAACAACAACACCUACUCCGACAACGACGACAGCAAGAACAACAACAACACCUGCUCCGACAACAACAACAGCAACAACAACAACAACACCUGCUCCAACAACGACUUUGGCCGCUCCACCUGUUUAUAACAUCUCAGCAGAUUUGCAAGGAGAACCUUUUUCAGCUAACCUCACUAACCCCAACAGCAGUCAAUAUAAAGAUCUUGAACAACGAGUUGUUAUCACGUGCAAUAUUAUAUACAAAGCAAGAUAUCGUAAUCUGUUUGACCGCUGCAUUGUGACGGGCUUCAGGAUUGCCCAACCUCGAGCCGACGGAACUCAAGUGGAACUGCAAGUUGUGUUCAAUUCAACAACUCCCAUGGCAGACCUCCCACAGAACAGUGCCGUUGCUCAAACCUUAGUAGAAGCUGUGAAUAAUACCAACAAUAGCUUCAAUGUGAGCAUAAAUCCCAACACAGUCCUCGCAGUAGCGGGUCCAGUUCCGUCUACAACUACUGUGCCUACAGCUGCUGCACCUACAACUACUGCAUCUACAACUGUAGCACUCAUUACAUCAAGGGUGACUUUCAGAUCUGUUCAAAGCACCUUUACAAGUGACUUGAACAAUCCAUCAUCUGCAGCUUUUAUAGUUCGAGCUUCUAUGAUAAAGACAAAGCUUGAACCUGUGUUCCAAAGGGCUUUCCCUUCCUCCUUCAACUCCUUGGACGUGGUGUCAUUCAGAAAUGGCUCAAUCAUCAACGAAAUGAAUGUUCGCUUUGCAAGCACAUUUGUUCCUAAUAACACUCAGAUUGCAAGUGUUUUGAUCAGUGCUGCUUCAACCGUCACCGGCUUUGACAUUGAAGGCAGCUCAAUCAACGUGAAUGGCACACCAUCAAGUGGAGUAAGCCACAAGAUCAGUUUCAUUACCGCAUCCUGCCUGGUACUGUUGUCAUGGAUUCUGUCAAGUCAGCGAUAGCAUCAGUAUUAAUUUCUAUUUGAAUUGCCAUCAGAACAUGACUGCCAUUACUGGUAUGAAAAAGGACUUUGUCGACAGUAAAAAUCCAACGUUUAUGAUUGUCUUCGGUCUUGUAGAUCAUUAGAGUAUAAGCUAAACAAAACUUUCUUUCUCUAAAUCACUGCAAUGUCACUAAAUAAUGUCACUAUUUUACUAUUUCUGUAAAUUGUAAUGUCAGUUUGUCUUGCUUUUCUGAGCACUGUGUUAUUAACUUUGUGUCAGCUACUAAAAGAGGGACUUUGUUGCUUGUAAAAGUCUAAGAACAUGCAAAUUGAGAAAUCUGAAUGUUAGAUUUCAAACUGGACUGUUUAUCAAGGUUUUAAAUUUUAUAAGCAAACAUUAUUAAAAAUUUUGUUUUACUUUAAUGUAAAAUGUCUGUAGUUUCCAAUAGCAUGUAUAAUUCAGUUUAGGUUUCACUUGCUAACAUAGCAGCAUAACACAGUGCAGCAACAGGGUCAUGGUAUGUCAAACCAAUGCACUCAAUUUUAUUAUUUAUAUAAUCAUGCAUGUUCUGUGAGACUUCUUGUAGUUUCUACAAUUUGUAAAAUUUCUUUCAGAAACGUUGCAAUGAUCAGAAUACAAAAUCUUUCAAGAGUUUAAA
Micropterus salmoides (largemouth bass) is the source of this 1781-nucleotide messenger RNA. RefSeq names its product interphotoreceptor matrix proteoglycan 2-like. Lineage: Eukaryota; Metazoa; Chordata; Actinopteri; Centrarchiformes; Centrarchidae. Bases 545 to 1141 code for a protein of 198 amino acids. The record is from RefSeq and is a predicted model, not a curated record. The transcript is spliced from 7 exons.